AUGCCGUCGGCCUGCCUGAAAGGCAGCACCCACUAUGUUUGCUCCUCUUUACCAUCCCUUGCUUGCUCCUUCCCUUCUCUAGCUUGCCCACCAUGUUUACACCCCCAUUCUUCACUUCCACUGCUCCCUCCCACCCGCUUACCCCUCCUCUCCCAUCUCUUUCCGCUCUCUCCCUCUGCGGUUAUGAAAGGAAGCGGAUUACUCUCCUUACUCUCUUAUCUCUCCCCUUCACACUCCCUCGCCCUCUUGUCCCCCUCGCACUCCCUCACUCUUUAUCUCUCCUCCUCGCACUCUUGUCCCCCUCGCACUCCCUCGCUCUUGAUCCCCCCCCCUCGCACGCCCUCGCUCUUUAUCUCUCCCCCUCUCACUCCCUCGCUCUUAAUCUCUCCCCCUCGCACUCCCUCGCUCGCUGAUCUCUUUCCCCUCGCACUCCCUCGCAACCUUAUCUCUCCCCCUCGCAUUCCCUCGCUCCCUAUCUCUCCCCCUCUCACACUCCCUCGCCCUCUUAUCUCUCCCCCUUGCAAUCCCUCGCUCUUUGUCUCUCCCCCUCGCACUCCCUCACUCUUUAUCUCUCCCCGUCACACUCCAUCGCUCUCUGAUCUCUUUCCCUUCGCACUCCCUUGCUCUCCUGUCUCUCUCCCCUCGCACUCUCCCGCUCUCUAA
Molecule: messenger RNA, 663 nt
Organism: Closterium sp. NIES-65
Lineage: Eukaryota; Viridiplantae; Streptophyta; Zygnematophyceae; Desmidiales; Closteriaceae
Source: the annotation of a GenBank genome assembly